This is a messenger RNA of Leguminivora glycinivorella, 6745 nucleotides long. RefSeq names its product 5'-3' exoribonuclease 1 (gene pcm). NCBI's taxonomy places the organism in Eukaryota, Metazoa, Arthropoda, Insecta, Lepidoptera, Tortricidae. The record is from RefSeq and is a predicted model, not a curated record. Gene Ontology annotation, cellular component: nucleus. Gene Ontology annotation, molecular function: 5'-3' RNA exonuclease activity; RNA binding. Gene Ontology annotation, biological process: rRNA catabolic process; nuclear-transcribed mRNA catabolic process.
CAACCAAGUCCCAACUAUCAAAAACCAUCAAAUCCAUCCAAAUACCCUAAAUAACCAAGCCAGUUUUUCAACACGAAAUAAUCAAUCAAUGUCAGCGACGUUGAUUGCUGUAGAAUAGAUUUUUAGCUGAAAUCACCUGAUCUUCUAUUCUACAGAAACUCAAAGUGCUAUUCAUCAUAUCCCGGAAUUAUAGUGCAGCAGCUGUAUCAAUUAAAAUAUGUGAUUGUGGUAUAGGUUAUAAAUCUUGAAUCACUAUAUCAACACAAACUACCUAAUAAGCAAAACUGAAAAACUGCCACCAUGGGAGUUCCAAAGUUCUUCAGGUAUACAAGUGAGAGGUAUCCCUGCCUCAAUGAGCUUGUGAAACAAUAUCAGAUACCAGAUUUUGACAACAUGUACCUUGACAUGAACGGUAUCAUACACAACUGCUCCCAUCCAGACGACUCCAACCCGCACUUCCGGAUUACAGAAGAGAAAAUCUUCCAAGACAUCUUCCAUUAUUUGGGCAUACUGUUUCAAAUCAUAAAGCCGAAGAAACUGUUCUUUAUGGCUAUUGAUGGUGUCGCUCCGAGGGCUAAGAUGAACCAGCAAAGAGGCAGGAGAUUCAGAUCAGCCAGGGAAGCAGAAAAACUAGAAGAAGAAGCAAAAUCAAAGGGCGAGGUUCUGCCAACGGAGAAGCGGUUUGACAGCAACUGCAUUACUCCAGGGACUGUGUUCAUGGCACGUCUGCAUGAGCAGUUAAAGUACUUUGUGAAGCACAAGAUGUCCACCGAUCCUUUGUGGAGCAAAGUGAAAGUUAUCCUAUCGGGUCAUGAGACCCCAGGCGAAGGCGAGCAUAAAAUCAUGGAUUACAUCCGGUGGUCGCGCUCCCAGCCCGACUACGACCCGAAUACCCGGCACUGCCUCUACGGUCUCGACGCUGACCUGAUCAUGCUGGGCAUGUGCACCCAUGAGCCGCACUUCGCUCUGCUUAGAGAAGAGGUGAAAUUCGGAAAAACUACCCAACGAGCAACCAGCCCUGAAGAAACCAACUUCUACCUUCUGCACCUCUCACUACUAAGAGAAUACCUAGAACAAGAGUUCAUUGAAAUCAAAGAUAAACUGCCGUUCCCAUACGACAUAGAGAAGAUUGUUGACGAUUGGGUGCUCAUGGGAUUUCUGGUGGGAAACGAUUUCAUCCCCAACUUGCCUAAUAUGCAUAUAAGUAAUGACGCUUUGCCGGUGCUGUAUAAGACUUAUAUGACGGUCUUGCCUACUUUAGAUGGUUAUAUAAACGAGGCGGGUGACUUAAACUUAGCGAGGUUCGAAGUAUUCAUGCAAGAACUAGCCAAGAUCGAUAAAGAAAAGUUCCAAGAUACGUACGCUGAUCUCAAAUACUUUGAGGGCAAGACGGGCAGGCGGCCUAAUGCCAAUGAAAGGAGAGAGUACAAACCUAACAACGACGAUACGUUCAACGUAAACGUAGAUGACAUAAAGGCGAAUGCGCCCGACGACGCGCUGCAGGCGUUGAUCAGCCGUACAGAGGAAAUGUAUUUCAAUGACGUUGACAAUGAAGAAGAUGAAGAAUACGAAGAAACUAGUGAUGAGGAAGCCACAUUUGAGAUGGAAUUCAAACUCCACAAGAAGGAUUAUUAUAUGAAUAAGUUAGAUUAUUCAGCUGUAACUGCAGAAGUAUUAGCGGACCAAGCGGAAGGUUACGUGCGAGCGAUCCAAUGGAACUUAUUCUAUUACUACAAGGGUUGCCCGUCGUGGUGUUGGUACUACCCUCACCAUUACGCUCCUUACAUCUCAGAUAUAAAAGGCUUCAAGGACCUGAAGAUCGAGUUCGAGCUGGGAGAGCCUUUCAAACCUUUUGAACAGCUUCUGGCAGUUCUCCCAUCGGCCAGUAAGCACCUCCUACCAGCACCUUUCCACGACCUGAUGACGGACGAAGAUUCCCCCAUAGUCCACUAUUACCCCAUCAACUUCGAGACGGAUCUCAACGGCAAGAGGAACGACUGGGAGGCGGUUGUUCUUAUACCGUUUAUCGAUGAGGUAAAUCUGCUGUCAGCCAUGACACCAUGCUACCAAAGACUGACAGAGGAGGAGCUAAAUAGGAAUACUCACGGCCCUAUGCUUGUGUAUAAUUGGACAAAAGAAAGUUUAGGUACCGUAGAAGCUCCAGAGUACUUCCCAGCGAUCCAAGACAGUCACGCAAUAGAGAACAAAAUAUACCGCAAAGAGCUAGACGUGCCCGAACACGUCCUGAAGCGAGGCAUGCUACCGAACGCCAAGCGAGAUAUGAUGUACCCCGGCUUUCCCACCAUGAGGCACUUGAAGUACAAGACAAACUUGAAGAAAUGCAAGGUGAAAGUAUUCGACCAGCCGUCCCGCAAUGAAAACAUGAUGGUGGAAAUUAUUAGGGAUUCCAAUAUUGAGCCACAGUUGGAGAAAAUUGCUCAGGACCUCUUGGGGAAGAUAAUUUGGGUUGGAUGGCCUCAUCUUACUAAGGCUAAGGUAAUUUCGGUAUCAAAUGAGAAGAUGCGACUCCACCACAUAGACCAUCAGAACAAUAACGUGAACGGUGCUCCAAGCUAUACCACCGAGUCUAAUUUCGGAAACUUACAUAAGCAGUGGAUAUCAGAACGCUCCACGAUCAUAGAACAUAAUCAGAAUCGCCUUGGAAUUGAACUGGGCAAUGUGAAUGUUAUAAUUCAUGCUGUUAAUUUGAAAGGUUACAAAUACCUAAUACAAGAUAACACCCAAAUGGUAUUCGAGCCGGAAUGGUGUUCAGUCGCAUGCGGCUACGCGUACCAAGCCGUCGUCCGGGACGUGUCUGAACAUGUCAUACAAGAGGCUGGCAAGUUCUCGACUCCGCAAGAGGCUUAUCCAGUUGGAUCGAAUGUGUUCUUACUCACACAAGGGCAGUACUACGGGUGCAUGGCUACGGUGGUAGAUUCGGAAGCAGUCAGGAGCGGGCGCAUCAAAGUGCAAGUGACGGAACAGACGGAGCCGACGCCCGGCGCGCACGCCAGCAUCUGCCCGUACCGCAGCGCACACCACGCCGCCGCCUCCUGUGGGAUAUCGCCUCAAUUCCUCUCAAGAAUAACGGGUACCGUGCUGGUGGUUUCUGGUCAGAGGAAUACUCUACCGACUGAAACACAGAAUAAAGUCAACGUCGGGCUGAAUUUGAAAUUCAACAAGAAGAACCAAGAAGUAUCCGGCUACACCCGACGUUGCCCCGUGUCCAACACGUGGCUAUACUCGCAGCGCUGCAUCGACUUAGUCAAGAGCUACGAGCGACAGUUCCCGGAACUAUUCGACAAGCUGGCGGAAUCCAUGUAUAAUGACAUCUUCUUUGAGAGCGACAUUUGGCCUAACGAAGUUGGUGAGAAGAAACCCCAAGAAGUACAAGCGUGGCUAAAGGCGCAACCUCACUCAAGCGCUGCGCGGCGUGAAUGCGGUUCAGAUGCGCUUGAACAAGAGAUGAAAGCGCUCUUCAACUCUUUGGACAAGCAGCUUCAGGAACUUAAGGGCAAUGAGAAGACAGUCACACUUCAUGUUAAAUGGAACCUUCUGUACAAGCCGGAACUCCAUGAAGGAAACGUCCAGCCUGACCCUAAAGCGGACUUCAAAAUGUACGACCGCGUGGUCUGCGUGGCUCGCAGCAUCACCGCUCCCUUCGGAGCUAAAGGCACCAUCACUGCUGUGUACCAACCUCCGCAAUCGAAUACUGUGCGACUGGCUGAUAAGCUGAACGCUGAGCCGACGUAUCAAGUCAUGUUCGAUCAGCCUUUCCCUGGGGCUUCUCCUGAGGAGUUAUUUGAAGAACAAAGAUUUUAUAGGAUGUUACCAACGAAUAUGCUGAACAUAUCAUACGGCCGUAAACUGAGGAACGCCGUGACCGUCGCCGGGGCGCAAGAGACGCAAAGCACGAACAAAACGCCCAACCUACUGCGCAGGGACGACGGGCACAACUCCGCGUUCGCUAGCUAUAGUCCCACGAGAGAUCAAAAGACUCCAGUGAGUGAAACCAGAAAUAAUACAGCUAGUGCUGCAACGCCUGCUACAGAUAAUUCACAAGACAAUGCUACACAGCUUCUAAGGAGUCUACUCAACAUCAGUCAAGGAGAAUCAGAUACUAAUAAAAAGUCUAGCAAGAACGCACGAGAUCAGAAUCAAAGUUGGCGAUCGAAAAAUGACAAUAAUGCGCAACAGCAACCAAACAGGUCUCAACAGCAGCAACCGCCUCAGCCUCAGAAUUGGCGCAAAGAGCAAAAUGGCGCGUUCAACAGGCCGCCUCCGCCCCAAGCGUAUCAGGAGUGGACGAACAGACAGUACAAGAACCAACCACCAGUGCCUCCGUACCCGACGUUCGGCCAACCCUUCCAAGGGCCUGGGCCCAACCAGAUACCUUUCCCCGCGUUCAACAACGCGCACUUCCAACGCAACCAGAACGCGAUGCGGCAGCAUCCGCAACAGCAGCCGCAGAACCAUCCGCAUCCGCAAAAUCAUACGCAAAACCAUCCGCAGAAUCAGCAUCCGCAGUUCCCGCAACAUCUGCCCAGCGUCGCUGGAGUGGCGUUGGCACCUAGUUGGAAUAAGAAUCCACCACAGAACCAAACUCAAUCCGCACCCACGCAUAAUGCUCCGAACAAUACCGAGAAACCCAACCCAUUUGUACCGCUGCAAGUACAGACCAGCCAACGGCGAGUUCACAACCCGCCGGGCCGCAGCGGCGCGGCGCCGGCCUGCUGGCGCAGCAGCCCGCGCCGGCGCAAGGACACUCAUCCUCACAAUCGACGUUCAGGCAACAAGAGGACUCAUCAAAGCGGCCACAAAGGAAGAAAAAGCCGAGAGUUGCCGCCAACCUUCCCUUCCAAAUGGAUUAAUUAUAAAUAUAAUGUUGCCAAUUUUGUACAUAGUUAAUGAAUCAGAAUCAAUGUUAACAGUUAAUAUUUAAGUCAUCAAAUAAUUCCAUCUCAAUAGUAGAGUUUUUUAAUUGCGCGAAUAAACCAUGGGGUCAAGUUGGGUAAAAUAAGACAAUAAAUAAGUAUAAAAUUGUUUAUGCUUUCAUAAAAUCAUAAACUAUUGCAACCCUCUACUUUCGAAGUAUGGUCACCAAACCUUAAAUUUAUAUGGCUAUCAUAGUUCUAAUGUUUUAAAAUACUCGUUUACCCCACCAGAUGCAAUAAUCCCGGUUGGUCCUAUAAGUGUAUACUGUAUAGCCAGAUCAUUUGGUAACGUCCUAUUUUUACCCCACUUGACCCUGCAAUAUCUUUCCGUGUACGUGUAAGACAUAAUUAUAGUUAUUUAUUCACAAACAAUACAGGAUAGUUCUUUAAAUAUGACAGAAAAAUAAUCAAUGAGUACUCAGUAAAUGAACUCAAAACGGUGUAAGAGCUGAAUAUAGUUAUAUUACUAUUGUACAUAGUGUAUAUAUUGACAUAAAUGACUAUGUAUGUUGCAAUGGUAUUUAAGAUAACGAUAUUUGUGAUCAUAUAUGUAACUGUCUAUGGUGUCUGUCGUAUGGUGACUCGAUGUCCAUUAAUAUAAAGGACCAAAAAAUGGACUUUAAUUACUUCUAAUAAGAUCUAAAUAUUUACAUGUGUUAGGUCGUUCUGGUCGUUCAGUUUUACUACAGAAUACCAGAUAUUCGUUAAAAAAAUGCAAACAUAUAUCAAUUGCAAUGCAAGAUUGUGGUAUGAUAAGUUAUUUUCUUACUUCUUAACGUUAGGCGACUGAGCUUUAAAACAUGUUCAUAUAUUUUUAUUAUUUUAUAUUGUGUUUGAGCUAAGAUGCCUAAUACGUAGAGGAAUCACAAAUGUUUUGGGGAAUAUACCCCAUAAUAUGUGAUUAUAUGUUUACAAGGUCACGGCUCCACACCAUCUCAAACUUAAUCUGUGGUAACCUCGCAGAAUAUCAUACAUUGAGUUACAGCUUCGGUCGUAAUAAUGUAAAAAAAAAAGGUAAUCACUAAUCAGCAUGUAAUGUUUAAAGUUUGACCUUUUCGAUGCGAAGGGCGGAUUAAUCCGCCGUAGACUACAGAGCAACAUAGACUGCAUACAGCAUAUGGAUAAAUCUCAAAUUCAGUUUUGACACUUCUGUAACGUGGCGUCUGAGAGAUAGUGCUUUUGCUUGACACGGCGUCGAAAAGGUUAACGUUUAUUAUCGUAAAAUAUUCUUUAGCGUUGUUGUGGCAGUUGAACCACAUCUUUAUCUGCCAAUUUAAUAAAUGCGAUAAAAAGUAUAAAGGAAUAUUGAAAGACCAUAGACCGCACGAUUCCGAUUCUAAAAUAAAAUAAAAACAGCAAUAUGGACGGCGUUCAUGUAAGUCAAGUUUAUAAAAAGUAAAAUAACGUAGAUAUUGACUUUUAAUAUUAAUCAACCUAGUCAAAAUUGAUAACGUAAAAAAAAUAUUUCUACCAAAUUAUGACAAUUAGUGAUUAUCACAUAAAAAAAAGUAAAAUCAACGGGUAUCGUGCGGAGUCUAAUAAAAUAUUGAGUAUUCUUUAUUUUUAUAAAAUUUAUGUUAUAGUUAUUUCUAUUAAAGUACAAAACACGAUAAUAAUUUAUGCUCAAUUUCUUGGGUGUGUUAAAUGUUGUGUAUAAAUGUAAUAUUUCCUCUGACCAGGUUAAACUAAGUGUACUCCAAUCGUUCUGAAAUGAAAUCUCAAUGCAAUCAUAAUCAAAUGUUUGCCUACAAACUGUUUCAUUGACUGUUCUCUUGAAAGAAAUGACAUCAUAAUAAAUGUGGAAUUCUGAA